UUUGCAUAUGUAUAGAAAUUAUUAAUAGUUUCGUUGACGAAAUUAUAUACUUCCUUGGCGUGGGGAGCAAGAUCCUCAUUAAUCCGUUUAAUACUCAGAUAAUGUGAUUAUAUAAGAACAUAAUACUUGCAAAGUAAAGAUACUAUCAAAGAGACUUUUUGUUAAUAGCAUUCACAAACACGACAAACAGAAAAGAGGCUAUGGAUUAUACAGGCAACAAACUGAAGAAACAUAACUUAGAAGCUGAGAAACGACUCAAGAAGGUGGAACAAGAUUAUCUCCACACAAGCCAAAAGUACACAGAAUCAGAUUCACAGUUUCAGAGCCUAUACAAUGAGAGAAGGCGUGCCGACAGUCUCUGUUCCUCGGCUGAAGCUUUCACUGACUGGUGCAACAAUCUGGUAAAGAAACUACAUGAGGCUCUUGACAAGAUACCUACAACAGAAGAAACCAUUGAUCAUAGCGUACAAUUCUCGAUGUCCAACAGCGUUGAAAGCUUGGAAGAUGAACAAUGCCAGAAGCUGGACUGUGAAGCAAUACGUGAUUUCAGAGAAGUUAGCCGUGAGCUCUACUACAUUCAAAGAAAAAUGCCAAGGAGUGAGAGCAGAAGAUCUAUACAGGGUCUCCUAAAUGAGGUUAAAGAGAAAAACAAGUGUAAAGACAAAGCUGUUUUAACUUGUACACUGGUUUGUAACCCUACAAGUUGUGACAAUUUGAGAAAAUCUGUGGAGCUGGAAAUAAAAAUUCUAAAGAAGCUGAUCAGAGAGAUUCAAAAAGACUGGGAAGACAAACUGCAGAUUAGGCAAUGCGCAAGGGAUCUAUAUAGCGAUUCCAAACGAAAAGUGAAGCAUCUGUGGAAGAAAAAGGACCACCUAUCUGGACAAUGGGACGAAGAAAAGAAACACAUGCUCCGGAAUAAGGAAAAGCAUGAGAUGAGGAUAGGUGCAUAUCCUGAGGCUGAAUAUAUCAAGAUGGUGAAUGAUAUAACUUACCAUUAUCGGAUGUAAUAUAUAAUUUCAUCUUCAUAGUUUCACUGCUGUGACUGUAGCUUGGUUUGAACAAAAAUAACUAACGUUCUUUAAAAAUACAUAAAAGACUUGGCAAUCUUCAGCUAUAUAGUCAACGUCAAGUGAUUCUAAAAUGAUUGUUGUUAGAAUUUAAUUACAAAAGGUGGACCAAGCCAAUAUAUAGAAUAAACUAAACACAUGACUGAUUCAGUGACAGAGAUAUAAUCUAAGAAAACAAAGGAUAAAGACCAAAGUAAACUUCCAAGAAACAACACAACAAUCACUAUCCCUUGUUCUCUAAGCUUUGACCAACCAACAAAAUCUGAAGUAAUUUUCAUAAUAUAAAACAAUAAAACUCAGGAACUCAAGAACAUCAUAAAAUAGCAAGAACCAACCCAUCUUUGGCCUCAAUGGCAUCAUCAUCAUCAUCAUCUUCUCCACUAAAAUUCAUAGAGAAGGCUCUUCUUGCAACUGGUCCAUUUGCUCUGUCCUACACCGAUCCAGACCAGAAAUGGGUCAUAAGAAAGCAUCUAACUUCGUUCCUCCAAGACUUCUCAAACUUCGACCUCUCUACUGAUACUUUCAACCACAACAACGGAACCACAGUUCAACUCUUUCGUCUGGAUGGCUCUCUACGUACUCCUCAGCAAAGCACAGCUGUACAGUUGACCAUUUGGGUUCACGAGAACUACCCGUUGACUCCUCCUCUUGUCUUUGUGAUCCCUCCUGAUUCGAUGACUCCGGUUCGGACCAACCACCCAUUCGUCAGCUCCUCUGGUUACACAAACUCUAACUACAUCGAGACUUGGGAGUACCCACCGUGCAAUCUCCUCAACUUCGUUCGAAACCUCAGGAGAGUUCUUGCUAAUGACCACCCGUUUGUUCAGACAGACUCUAUCCCGACCAAGACUCGGUCGGUUUCAAGACCCGAAGCUCUAGACAGGUUAGUCACGAGUCUCCACUACGACGUGUUGGCAAUCAUGUCAAUAUCAGAGGAAGAGAUUGAAAGCCUCUGGAGACUCCAGAAGGAAGUGAAGCAAAGAUCAGAAUCGGUUAGAACGAUCAUCAGCGACCUUGAGACAGAGAGGGAGACACUUAAAGAGAAUGUUCUGAAGCUAGAAGAGGACACAGAUGUGUUGGCUAUAUGGGUGGAGAGGAACUAUCCCAAGCUGAUGAAAGCGACGUCCAAGGACGUGGGAGUCGAAGAGAUGUUUGAAAUGGAAGAAGAGAAGAAACUGUUGGUGGAGAGCUUGGCGGCAGAUAAGGCUAUUGAAGAUGUGCUGUGUAAUUUGGAAGAAGCUAGUAGAAGGGGAGAGAUGGAGAUUGGUUCGUAUCUGAAGCAUGUUAGAGUCUUGGCUAGAGAACAGUUCUUCUCGAGGCAUCAUCACCUAUAUAUGUAAAUAUAUACUAAAAUGAGUCUUUUUGGAUUUCAUCUUUUAAUCUUCCCUUACAUUCAUAUAUAUUUACCCAGUGUUAUAAAAGAUCGGUUUAUCCUCCGUCUAUUCGGUAAAUCAACCUAAACGAAAUGAUUUUUAAAAAUCA
Brassica napus (rape) is the source of this 2549-nucleotide messenger RNA. RefSeq names its product protein ELC-like. The record is from RefSeq and is a predicted model, not a curated record. NCBI's taxonomy places the organism in Eukaryota, Viridiplantae, Streptophyta, Magnoliopsida, Brassicales, Brassicaceae. The transcript has 5 exons. Gene Ontology annotation, molecular function: ubiquitin binding. The coding region runs from base 1418 to 2407 and encodes 329 amino acids. Gene Ontology annotation, biological process: protein modification process; endosome to lysosome transport; protein transport. Gene Ontology annotation, cellular component: ESCRT I complex.